Molecule: messenger RNA, 3774 nt
Organism: Peniophora sp. CBMAI 1063
Lineage: Eukaryota; Fungi; Basidiomycota; Agaricomycetes; Russulales; Peniophoraceae
Source: the annotation of a GenBank genome assembly
AUGCUCCUCAGUACAUCCCCUCGCAAACAAGUCCCUUUAGCUAGUGGCGACGAUGAUUGGGAGUCCGGCCCAUCGUCCCGGCCUGCGGCAGUCACUAAGCGCGUCUUCUACUGCGGAGUGGUUGUAGAAAACGAUGACGGCGUUGAACUCUCAGAAGACGUUCGCGAGCUCAUAGCCUCCUUUGGAGACCCUGUCCAAAUAGAGGACGCCUCUGAAGACCCCAAUUCGGCGAAAUCUCAUGCGAAUACCGCAGUGGACCAGGAUAACCGGACACGGCGACGUGCCAUGACGAAUACCUCCGCAAUACAGGACAUCAUAAACGAGCUCGUUAGCACUGAGCGCUCCUACGUCAAACGGCUGAGGGUGCUUAAACAUGACUAUGCCGAUCCCUUGCGGUCGUACGCUCGGAGCAAAGAAACGGCCAUCAUUCCCGCUUACGAGGCCAAUACGCUCUUCGGCAACAUCGACGCCUUAUUACCCGUCAACGAGGCGUUCCUAGCCGACCUUGAACUCAUGAUGGCAUCCGAUGGCCCUCAGACAGUUGGAGAUAUCGGUGAUAUUGCUCUCAGGCACUUCAAGGAGCUGCGCGGCUUCGACCUGUACAAACAAUUCUACGUUAAGAGAGAGGAGGCACAGGCAAUCUUUGAGCGCGAGAUCGCGAAGAAGUCCCGGUUUUAUACCUUCGUAGACCGUAUCAAGUACUCAUCCGCCGACACGAAGAAUCGCGUCGGUCUACGGGAGCUUAUGAUGGAGCCUGUACAGCGUAUCCCCCGAUAUACUCUCAUGUUCCGUACGAUGAUGCAACGCAUGGCACCCCACGACCCCCAAUGCGUGAAGCUCAGGGAAGCCGACGAGAUUGCAAGCAGGAUUGCUCUGGCCGAGGCGGAUGAUGCCACAAAGCGCGCCGCAGUCAUGCACUGUCUGGCGCAGACAGUCGAGGGCUUCCCACCGGGUCUAGUCUCUCACUCUCGCCGAUUCAUCGACUGUCUGGAUGUCGACGACGGGGCUGAUGGCCAGGGGCCGGUCGCUGCUGGUGUUGUUGAACCUUUGCGGUGUACCCUGUUCCUCUUUGACGACAAGAUCAUGGUUGUCAAGCGCCCAACGGAGAAAUCCGGGCGCACGCUGUCCGGGCUUGAGAAGUUAGAAAAGAUGGGCAAGGCUGGGGGUCUACCAUCCGGUCUCAAGAAGGGUGCGCUGAGCUGCAAAGGCGUUGUUGACCUUUCGGAAGUAGUGGCUACGGAUGUCGGGGGCGCAGACUUCCACCUUUUCUUCGAGAGCCCCCCGCUUGACCAGCCCGACCGCUGGUCCGGCCGCUCAUUCAGGUCAAUGACCUGCGUUAGCCCUCCAUCCCCCGCCAACUUCAAUCCGCAAAAGACAGUCAACGACAAGAAGCGCUUUCUCGAGCACAUCUGGCAGGCGCAGGUGGAUCUACGGGCACGAACCGGUCAGUCGGUCACCCUGGAAGCUGAAGAGCGGGAAGUGGAAGCGAGGGCAGGCAGGGUCACUAUUGCGCGCACCUACUUCCACGUGUACCAGCGCACAUCAUUCCUUCGAGAAGACAAGAAGACCAAGGUUGUCGUGCAAAUAGAUCCCUUUGGCAACGCGGACCCACUGCCUUUUGGCGCUCGCGGGCCGCCGUACGUCGUGAUCAGGGUGCAGCCCAUUGAAGGCGAACUGUCUCGUUAUCGGGUUCUAUCGAGCGAUCCACACGACGAUCAUGACGAGGAGGACAUAGUUCAAACUGGUCGUGUUCCCGAUCGUGUCAUACAGACAAUACAUCAGUAUGGGCUCUUCAAGUUUAGAACAGGCAAGAACUCCGCGCCUUCCACGCCUACCGCUGCCUCCCGUUCUCGCGCGGCGAUGUUUGGAUUAGACACCAUUUCCCGCAACUUAUUCGGGGCCCUUCCUGGAACUUCCUCAAAGACCGACAUCUUUGGAGGGUCGAUCAACGGUUCGCGCCGCUCCAAAUCCACGACGAGGUCCUCGACAUAUACGCAGAGCUCGGACAGCAGUCUCACGCGAUUCACUCACCGGAGCAAUUCCUCCAGCAUGACAAGUGUCGAGGACGAGUCUUUCUCGAGUAACAAGUCCAGUUACUCCCGCAAGCUUCUCAAGACGCGCAGCAAGUCGCCUGCACCUGCAUCAGGGAGUGAAUCGGAGAGCUUAACCCGAAGCAAGCGAACACACUCUCGCUCCCGUUCCCGAACUCAGUCGCGCGAACCCAGUCCUGCGCCAAUCGAGGAGGAGGAGGGUACCCUUCAGCCUCAUGGCAUGGUCUCUGAUGGCUCGGAGUGGGACCUUACCGAACGACUGGCAUUGGCACGGCGUAAUAGUCAGAAUCAAGACGGGCACCACCCGAAACAAACAUCGUCUUCCUCGUCAUGGAACGAGCCGGUGGAGGAGACUAUAUAUGAAGAGGUGCCGCCACAAGCCAUCCGCUCCACUUCUCGCGCGUCGACGGCACGACAAAGCCAACGCUCAACCACACCUCAGCCACGACCUACAACACCCAGUUAUGACCGUGAUGCUAUCCCAACGCGCACCCCUUCACGAAACUCUGACCGGCCACGGGGUCCCCGCUCACCAUCUCCUGCGCCACCUAUGCAUCGUCUCAGCCCUCCGCCCAGUCCCAUGCCGGCUGAGGGCAACUCGAUGGAGAUGGAGCUUGCUAUCGAAGCUACGCUCCUCAAUAUCCAGCAACCCUUAACUCCUGUCCGCGCCACUUCCCCUGUCGGUCGCCCGUUGCCGCAACAGCCCUCCAUUGUCCUGCCGCAUACACCUCAACGUUCGAAUAGUAGACAAAUUGAACCCCUAUCCAUCAAGAAGAAGGACUCGAUGAACGACGGACCUGUACGGACGCCGAAAGCCUUUUCCAAGACGUCGCCUCUGAUGAAGGGCCGGAUAGUCUCCCCGCGUCGAGUCUCUCCACUGAUUAGGCAUACAAAGACUAAGCUUUCGACGGCGGAGGUCGACGAGGAGCGCAUUAUAAGAUUGCAUCAAUCCGUCCAGGAAGACGUGGAGGGCUCCCGGCUGGCGAUGAAGCGCGUCAAGAUGGGUGCAGAACAACUGAGGACAUCGCUCGCGCAUGGCUCGGAGGGCGACGAAUCACCUCUAUCCCAAUUACCGAGUACUCCGCGCGGCAUGCCUCGCACACCGCAACGCACACCUGCAUCUCCUGCGAAUAAAGCCGCCCUGGAGCGAAUGGAGGAAAUGCGCCAGCUCAUUGGGAAACGCUCCUUUGUCGAGUCAAACACACCUCGCUCUCGUCCUCUGAGCUAUGAUGCGCCGCAGACGCCUACUACAUCCCGUAGCUUGACACACAGCGAUGACCUGGUUCGCUCAAUCGAGGAGGCGGCCUCUGAAGCUGACAAAGCACUGCUACGUGCUUCAUCCAGUCAAGACGCUUUAGGCAGCGAGUUGGGAGAGCUGGUAGCAGAGCUCCGGGAGAAAGCAGCGCAACUCGCGAAGACACGAGCAGAGCUCCAGAGUCAGAAGCGUCAGUGUGAGCUCGUGAAGAGUCUACUCAACAACGCAGUGGCGGAGAACGCGCUUGUUUACGACACCGUGAAUGAGGAACUUGAUGAGCUCUUCAAGGGUGCACAACUGCCCGAAACGGACGCCUGGGCCGCUAUGACGACUGACGUGCGUCGAACGAAAGCAGCUCGUAAUGAGCUAGCAAUAGAGAACUCGCAACUCAAACGACAGCUGGCAGAGGCUGAGUCGGAGAAGGAAGAGUGGGGGGCGCUUCUUCGCCAACACGGUCUUAUAUCUUGA